ACGUAACAUCGAAGUGGUGGACUUGAAGGUGAUGAAAGGCAGCGAUGGCGAAGAAGAGACGAAGGGUGGCGGCAAGGGCGGCGGGGGCAUAGGUCUCUGUAUAACUGUCGCCAUGCUCCUGUUGGUCGCCUCGAGCGACCAUCCGAGCCUUAUAUCGUGAAAGAUUUCCAUGUUCGUCAUGUUUUAGGGCAAACACAUACUUGCUGUGGAUGAUUUUAGCGGAGGCGGGUACAGAUGUAAUGGGGACCACUUCAGCUAACUCAUUUCGUAUAUGAUUCUGAUAUUCAGUUUCAAUAGCAGCUUGUCAUGACGGCCAGGAGGUAGAUUUACGGGCGGGGGCAAUAGACUUGGGGUCAGUGGGGUCAAAAAGGGUGGGGGCUUCGGCGAGAGUCAUAUCGGAUCGGUUGCUAGGGGCGACGCUUCGAACAGUUGAGGUGGAGUAACAAGGGAUGGGUGUAUGGAGAUUAGGACAGGUCUGGAGGAGGCGAACGGAAGCAAACGUAGAGUCGGGGUCUGGGGGGUCGCGGAAAGUGGUGGUAAGGGGGGAGUAAUUCGUGACGUUGAGAGUAUCGAGGAGUGAGCUGGGAGGAGAUGGGAGAGGGCCAGGGCAGGAGAGUGGACGGGGGUGAUCCAAGAGAGGUUGAGGGAGGUUCAAGAAGUCGAGGCGGGAGAGGAACGGCUGGCAGCAUGGGGGGGAUGUACCCUGGAGGAUAAGUAUUGCGUGGUUGACGAAGCGGAGCCAAGAGGUCGGCUGUAGAGCGGGUUGCGAGUUGGCGGUCGGUAGGUACUGGAGGUGGUCCAGGAAGUUGCAAAGGAGGAGAUGCGGAAGGUAGAGCAAGUGGGAGCACUGAUGGAGGAGGGAGGAGGGGUGAACGAUGAUAUGGACCAGGGGUGCCAGGAAGGUAGGGCGGCGGGGAGGGGGGGGCGGAGGGGGCUGACGACAAUACCACGGGAUGUAGGGGGGGUAAUGGGGAGUGAGGAUACCGGAUUGGUGCCGGACGGGAAGAGUAGAGAGGCGUGGGCUGAGGAGAAGGUGAGGUUACUGGCGUUGCCGGAGAGGGUGCAGUAGGAAGAGCUU
Molecule: messenger RNA, 1078 nt
Organism: Sphaeroforma arctica JP610
Lineage: Eukaryota; Ichthyosporea; Ichthyophonida
Exons: 1
Coding region: 821-1069 (82 amino acids)
Source: RefSeq, a predicted model, not a curated record